AUGACGAGCUCGCCUAUUAAUAAGAUAAAUGUUGAUCAAUGGAUUAAAGAAAACGAAACACAAUUUCUGCCUCCUGUUUGCAAUAAAUUAUUACAUAAUAAUCAAUUGACAAUAAUGUUUGUUGGUGGACCAAACAUUCGUAAAGAUUAUCAUUUAGAAGAAGGCGAAGAACUUUUCUAUCAGAUAAAAGGUGAUAUGUGUUUAAAAGUUCUUGAACAAAAUCAACAUCGUGAUAUCAUUAUUAAAGAAGGAGAAAUCUUUCUUUUACCAUCACAUAUACCUCAUUCACCGAAUCGUUUUGAAAACACUGUUGGCUUUGUUAUGGAAAGAAAACGAGAAGAACAUGAAUUGGAUUGUAUAAGAUAUUAUCAAGGUCACUCAACAGAUCGUUUAUAUGAAAGAUGGUUUCAUACAACAGAUCUUGGUACACAAUUACGUCCGAUUAUAAAAGAGUUUUUUGAAUCUGAAGAAUAUCGUACUGGUGAACCAAAAGCGGAUAGUUAUCUUGAAAAUCCACCCGUAAAAAAUAAUGAAAAAACUAAAUUAGCUAACCCAUUUUCAUUAGAUGAAUGGAUUGAGAAGCAUAAAGAAGAAUUUGCACAUGGUAAAUCAAUAAGUUUGUUUCCAGAUGAAUUUCAAACAAGAUUAUAUAUUAUGCCAAAAGGUCAACAUUUAAUUAAUUGUUCUAAUGGUGAUGUUUGGUUAUGGCAACAUAAAGGACAUUCAACGGCUAAAAUAACUAGUGAUAAUAAGGAAGAAUCAAUUGUAGAUUUAGAACAAAUGGAUUCUGUUUAUCUGCAUGUUCACUGGACGUAA
Messenger RNA from Rotaria sp. Silwood1, 816 nucleotides. NCBI's taxonomy places the organism in Eukaryota, Metazoa, Rotifera, Eurotatoria, Philodinida, Philodinidae. The record is from the annotation of a GenBank genome assembly.